Molecule: messenger RNA, 8612 nt
Organism: Seriola aureovittata
Lineage: Eukaryota; Metazoa; Chordata; Actinopteri; Carangiformes; Carangidae
Gene: aard
Product: ankyrin repeat domain-containing protein 26
Exons: 45
Coding region: 536-7846 (2436 amino acids)
Molecular function (GO): protein binding
Source: RefSeq, a predicted model, not a curated record
AGCUUUAGCUCUGAUAGUGGUCUGAGUCCGACAAUCAACAGGUUAGUGUUUGAGUUAAUACAUUGUAGUUAGUAUUAAUUCAAAUGCUUUUGCGAGUUAUGGUGGCAUACUCUUACGUACGUCAUUCGUAUUCAAUUCAAAGUUAUCAUUUCUUAGUAACCUAUUACCCAUCUCAGUUUUGAUUUUUAGCUUUUGCUAAUUAGCAUUGAGUUAGCAGGGUUAAGUUUGUUUCACAGAGAUUAGCGUUAGCUAGCGACUCCUGCACACUUGUUGGGAGGCACAGGAUCUUUGAGAUGAACCAACUUUUGCUAAUAAGCUUUGCUGUUUGAGCGCUGUAGAGACAAUCUCUGCUGCACUCUGCUCUGCAACAAAUCCAGUUUAAAUGUGGCGGUUUGCAUCAUUUGUGAAAUGACGACGUGGGAGGCGCAGCACGGAGCCAACUGAAGGGAUGGGAGAGGAGCCUGCGGUGAUCCUCCAGCACCAGAUGAGUGGCAGGUAGUGACGGUGCAAAAGCAAUGUUGUGCUACUGUGUACAAUGAAGAAGAUAUUCAGCUUUACUAAGAAAAAGAAACACCCAUCUGGUACCCCUGACAAUGGGAGUGUGCUUUCUGUUGGCUAUGAACUGAAAGACAAGGACCUCGGGAAGGUUCAUAAGGCUGCUUCAGUGGGUGAUUUGGCAAAGUUGAAGCAGCUUGCUAAAAAGAAUGAUAUCAACCAACUUGAUAAGGAAAACAGAACUGCACUUCAUAUUGCCGGUGCCAGUGGACAUGUUGAGGUGGUGCAAUUCCUUGUGGAGAGCAAAGCCAAGCUUAACCUAUGCGACAAUCAAAAUAGAUCCGCCUUAAUGAAGGCAGUGCAGGGCCAGCAUGAGCGAUGUAUGAACAUACUGCUGGAGAAUCAUGCUGACCCUAACCUGGUGGACAUCAAUGGCAAUACAGCCCUACAUUUAGCAGCAAACAUCCCGUCCAUCUCCACUGCUAUCCUGCUGCUGGGGCAUGAGGCUAACAUCAAUGCCCAAAACAAGGAGGGAUUCACACCCUUAACUGUGGCAGUCCGUGAGGACCAUAUAGAGAUGGCUGAGUUUCUCCUCAAGGAGACUGCUGAUGUGAAUUUGAUGGGCCAAGACCAAAGGUCCCCAUUAAUGAUAGCUGCUGGCAAUGGACAAAUCAGUAUGUUGCGGCUACUCUUGAAGUUUAACGCAGAUAUCACACUAAAGGAUACAAAAGGAUGGUCAGCUGAUGACUACGCAGUAAUGAAUGGGCAUCAUCCUUGCUCCCUCCUGAUCAUUGAGCACGGCACCCAGAGGAACGAUGGGCCGUCCAUGUCACAUCUAGGUCCGGGCAAAAACAAGAAAAAAAUGCUGUUGGGCAGUCCUUUCCAAGACGUUGAAGCGGGCUUCUCUUUGGGAGGACCAGCCACUGACAAAGAUGAACAUGGAGCAAAUGAAGCAGGGGGAGAUUUUGAAGACAAUUCUCAGUCAGAGUCACUAAGUCGGGUUUCAAAAAGUGCUGCAGAUGAAUGGCCUUCAUCUGAAGAUGAUGAUGAAUCUGUUUUAAUUGAAAAGAAACCACAGAAAGUAAACCUAAGGAAAAUGAUUGCAUCAAAAAAGGGAGAAGCUUCUGCACUGCCUGACAGAUCCUUGAGUGGCUCAGAAUCUGAGCCAAUUGGUGAAAAUAGAGUUCAGAGAAUCCCAUCCCUCCCAAAGGCUCUACCAUCCAGCAACGCUCCGCAGCACCCAGUACAUCCUUCUCCCGUUUCCUUCCUUUCCAAAGCACCCCAGAUGACUUCCACCCCUCUUCCAAGCUACAGAAAGAAAGAAGAUUCCACGGAGGAUGAGGAUGAUGAGGAGGAGGAGGAGGAAGAUUAUGAUGAUGAUGACCAUGGUGACAAAGAGGAGGUAAGAGAUGAUGAGGAGGAAGAAGAGGAAGAAGGAGAGGUCUCAGAUGAAAAUGAUCAGCCUGAAGAGAGUGGAGAGUCCCUUGAUGCCAUUUCACCUGUUCCUGAGACAGAAGUCUGCAAAGAUAAAAAAAGAGAUUUCUUGUCAGAGCUGGGUCUAGAGAAGGGAGAGGAAGAGCAAGAUUCUUGGGACUCUGAGUCCCAUUCUGAAAACCCCAAUAUGCCACAUGAAGAGAAACAGAGCCUGCAAACUCAGGAUCAAGAGGAGAUGUCCCCUAUUGAAGAAGAGAUUAAAGAAAACUUGUUUUAUAUUCCCUCUUUUGUAAGAGGGGAAGGAGGCAAUAGGAUGGCAGUUCUAGUGCCUCGGAGGAGUGUAGGCAGGCCGAGAGGCAGCCAGGGACAGGUUGGAAACGAUGAUGAUGAAAGGGAACAUGCUGCUAAAGAUGAUACUACACAGAAAGAGAGUGAGAAGGCAAAAUGGGAACCACUUAGUGUUUUGAGCAAACUUGAAGGAGAUAAUGAACGAAAGACAGAUGUAAUGGAAGAUCUUGGUCUGGGAGACGUUGAUGAUCUCGAAGAUCCAUCAGACUGGGACUCGGCCAGUACAACCAGUAAGAAAACCCUACCUGGCCGCAGAAUGGCCUCCCCUGGACUUGAGGAGUUCCCAGAAUGCACCGAUCCAUCUGUUAAAGAGCAGGAUGAAGAUGUUACUCCAGCAGCACCCCUGACACCUCACAGGAGCAUCAGCUCCAACAUGAAACUGUUCAGCACACCCCCUCAACUCAUACCCCAUCCUCAACCUCGAGCAAGGAAGAUGGUGCUUCAGAAACCAGAGAGUGACGAAGAAUCAGAUUGGGAACCAAACAAUUUAACAUCUUCCAAUGCAGCCAAAAUUGACAAUCAGCUUCAAGACAUAGCUGAGCCUCAGUCAGUGGUUAAACCAGGUUUUCCCGAACUUUCAUCAAUGGCAAGAGACAGUGAAAGUAACAAAGACUGUGACGAGCCUCAGCAUAAGGAGAAAGAUGAUGCAGGAGAUACAUGUGAGUUAGAUAUAAAUAACCCAUGCCCAUCUGACCGUGUGGGCUCUGACAGAGGAGAAAAGGAUAAUGACUUUAGAGAUCAACACAGUCCUGAAGAAGGAGGUGAACUGCGUGAUGAUGUCCCAUGGGAGAAACGUUACGAGAAGCUCUGGGUAGAGGUGGAGAAACGGGAGGUAAAAUCCACCUUCAAGAAUGUUGCUGGUGAAUUAAAAGAGAAGUUUGGAGAACUGUUUAAAUCAAGAUGCCCUGCAGAAGAUGUUGCAGAAGAACAAGCCACAGCUGAAUCUACUUCUGCUGAAGAGUCAAGUGAUGAAGAAGAAGAAGGGGAAAUCAUUGUGCGCCCAACAGCAAGAGCAAAGAGCACUGUCCUUCUCACCAUACCUGAGCAGAGGGAGUCUGGACUGGAAGACUCUGUGACAGACUCAGCUGACAACUCUCUGUGUGAAGACAAGAUGCAGGUCUGUCAGCCUCCGUCUGUCAGUGACAGCAACAUGCUUCAGGAGCCAGAUCUGCUCACUGAUGAUGACGAGUCCAGGUCUCCUUCACCACAACUCGCCACAGCACAGAAAGAGAACCACAUCGACCAUGCUACCACUUCUUUUACUGAUGAUCGCACCGUACCCAUUUCUGAUGUUGACUGUAGCUCAUUCUUAAAAGAUGAGAGGAAACUUGGGCCGUUCCACAAGCAAAGGAUGGACUUAAUCUUGAAGGACAAAACUGCUGAUCUAGGUGAAGCUGAGAAGAACAAUGUGAGUUCAGAAGAGGAUCCUGAGGAGAUCACCAAGUCUUGCCGCCCCUUGCUGAGCAGACGUUCAGCAUCUGUCCCAGGUGUCUCUGAUGAGGAGCUGGAAGAGGACAUGGAAAGGUUUAAAUUUGAGGUAGGGAUGCUGAAGGUUGUCUUCCUGGAUUUGGAGAAAGAAAAGGCCCAACUCCAGAAAGAGGUUGGCAAAGAGAAGACAAAGACUGCAAUGGAGGUGCAAAAAUCCCAUGCAUCCUGGAAUACUGGUGGAACGACAUUGGAAGAAGUGGGUACUGAGAAACCUGAGACCAGGUUAGGAAGCCUGUCAAGUCAAACUGAAGCAGUUCACCAGGAACAGCAGCCUGCAGCCACCAAGAGGUUUAUUACUCUUUAUAGCACCAACAGGGCACCAGCGCAAUCACAUCUCCCACUCCAGCUGACCUACAAUAGCAACAAACAGGAGGGACAAGCUGUAGAGGAGACCUUAAAGCUGGAGCUGGUCAGAGGGGCCCGGCACAGCAGAGCCCCUCAGACCAACACCCAUGUUAACGGAGAUCCUCUCUCUGUGUUUGACGAUAGCACUUUAAGUGAAGUGUCGGACGAUGAAGGAAGGUUGCCAACCAGUGGACAACAGAAAAAUGAGAAUCCCGAUGACAUGGAGAUGGCAGAAGACUUUGAUGAACUUACUCAGUCAUCAGACACAGCCACAGAUGACAUCGACUCUCCUGCUUCAGGCUAUCGUCAUGCAUCCCUCCUCAUUCAGAACCUGGACUCAGCAACUUUAGACUCGAGAAGCAUGGUGAAGCUGCAGAACAUUUUCCACGAAUAUGAGCGCUCCAUCCAAAAGGCAAGGAGUCGCCACGGGUACCUGGCAGACAAGGUGAGCCAGCUGGAAAUGGAGAGAACGGAGUUAAAGAGCUCUCUAGAGGAAGUUAAAGAUGUUAAAUCUGCCUUGGAGCGCGACCAGCUGGAAUUACAGACUGAAGUCACAAACCUCAAAUUUCAGCUGAAACAGGAGCAGGAAAAUCGCCGCAAUGCCACCAUGAUGUACAACACUACCAGAGAUAAGCUGAGGAGGACGGAGGAGCAGCAUCAGUUAGAGGUUCAGGAGAGACAGAAGGUGGAGCUCACCCUCAGGAACCUGGAGCUGGAGAUGAGAGCACUGGUCAACAACAUGAAACAGCUUGAAGAGGACCACAGUGAGACCCAGAGACUGCUGGCUCAGGAGCGCAGUGCAAGGACACUGCAGGAGAAUCUGCUCAACAGCCAUCUCCGUAAGCAGCAGGAGAUAGAGGAGGAGAACAAAAGAAAUAUUAGCAAAAGCAAUGAGGCCUUGUCUCAGCUCACUGAGGCCAGUGACAGGGAGAGGGAGUUGCUACAGCAGACUGCCACCCUACAGGAGCAGCUGACCAUCCUUAGAACAGAACUCGAGCGUUCGCAGGCCAGCAGCAGUCUCAAAGAGAGCCACAUUUUAGAGGAGAACGAGGCCCUCAAAGAACAGCUAGAAGAUGCUCAUCGAGAUCUCAAACUCAACAAUGAAGCCCUGACCCAAACCGUCUUCAGCUGCAAUAACCAGGUGACCACCCUGAAGUCGGAGUUAGCUAUGGUAACAACCCGCCUGGAAAAUGAGCGACAGACUCGUGAAACACUGGAGGUAGAGGUGGAGUCCUCUCGUACCCGCCUGGCUGGUGCAGUUAAGGAGGCUGAGCGUUGCCUGGCCGCUCACACAGACACAGAAAAAGCUUUGCUCCGAGAGAAAGAGGAACACCAGCGUCUUAAAGACAGACUCACAGGUGAAGCAGCCAGUCAGCGUGAGACAGUCAGCAGCCUGUCCCAGAAGCUUUCAAAGGCAGAGGCUCGUGCAAACAGUAUGGAGAAUGAAGUUCAUCGGGUCACACUACAGCUGACAGAGAAGGGCCUACUCCUGGAUGUCCUACAGCGGGAGAAGGACCAGGCAGCUGCACACGUCAAGGAGGUAGAAUUGGCUUUGCAGGCCGAGAGGGAGCUGGUCAGUCGUUCUGGAGCUCGCCAAGAGGCCACACAGGAGCGGCUAGCCCAAGCCCAAAGUGAGGGUAUGUUAUUACGGCAACAGCUAGAGGAGGCCCAAAACAAAGGCGUUGCAAAGGAGCGUGCUGUGACUGAUGCCCAAGAGCGCUUCAGUGACAUUCUGUCCAAGCUGCGCUCCGACUGCGAAGAGAGAGUACAACUAGUGGAGGAGAGAAAUAAGGAGGUCGCCAGUAAGGCUGCUGAUCUCCGAGAUCAGAUCUACAAGUUAGAGGAGGAGAAGAACGAAAGAGAGACUAGUCUUAGGCAGCUGCAGCAGGAGCUAGCUGACUCACUCAAGAAACUGUCAAUGAGUGAAGCUUCCCUGGAGGUCAACACACGCUAUCGCAAUGACCUGGAGGAGGAGAAGGCCCGGCUCCUCAAAGACAUGGACAGGCUUAAAGGAAAGCUGGAGGAGAGUGAAGACCAAUAUGUGCAGGCUGAGAGACGUAUCAACACUCUGAAGAGCAGUCUUGAUGAAAGGGAAAAGGAACUCACCAUGGCUGCUCAGAAACUCCAGGAGGCGCUGUCUGCCUCAGCAGCCUCUGAUACCACCAUCAGACAGCUGGAGGAAGCUGUGCAGAGGCUCGAGAUAGAGAAUGCCAGGCUGGAAGCGGCUGCAAAGCAACAGUCCAACAAAAUUGAUGCACUUCAGAAAGGGGCUCACGAAGCUGCCAUGCUAUCUGACUGCUCACCUGGAGGAGGGGUCAGAGGUCAUUUGGAGGACUUGGUUGCAAACCUCCAAAGCAGUAAGAUGACUUUGGAAGACCAACUCAGUAGAGAGGUCCAGAAGCAAAGCAUGCUGUCUCACACAGCCCAGGACUCUCAGGCCUUGUGGGAGGAGGAGCUGAAGAGUCGCUCUAAGUUAGGACUGCGCCUGGCAGAGCUUGAAAAGGAAAAAGGAGAACUGAGCACCCAGAUGACAAUCGAGAAGAAGAAAGCCAAGAAAAUAGCAGAGCAGAAGAAGGCUGUAGACACUCGUCUGGAUCAAGAGAUGAAGAGAAACACAGAGCUUCAAAAAGAAAUGUACAGGCUGCGUACUCUAUUGAAGACUGCAAAGAAGAAACUGCGGGAUCAGGAUACUAGUGGAGCUGAGGUUGUUUCUCCUAUGAGCAGUCUAAGGAUGGACCAGGCCAGACACAGUCAGGCAGAGGGUGGCUUUGGUCGAAUGAAAGAAAAGGUGGAUGAUCUGCAGGUGCAGCUGGAUAAGGAAGCGUCUCGUCGCAACCAACUAGAGAGGGUGAACGGGGAGCUUAAGGAUCAGCUGGCCUCUCUGAAGAGCUUCAGCCGCAGUACGGACCAGCUGGAGAGGAGUAAGAGGCAGCUGGAGGAGGAGGUCUUGGACCUGAGACGCCGAAUGGAGGCAGCACAGAUGGAGCAGAACCAGGUGGAGCAGUACCGCCGUGAUGCAGAGGAGAAGGCCCGUCAAGAGAUACAACAGAAAUUGGAGCAGGUCAACCUCUUCCUGCAGUCCCAGGCAGCAUCCCAAGAAGCAUUGGAUCAGAUUAAAGCGGCCAACGAGGCUAACCUGCGCUCUCAGCUGGAGCAGAAGAUCCAGGAGCUGGAGGGGGAACUGGGCCGCACCCGCAACGCCCAGCAGGACAGCCUUAACCAAAGAGAGUCCACACGCACUGAGCUGGAGCGAUACCGCCAACUCUACUCUGAGGAGCUGCGCCUCCGCAAGUCCCUGGCUGCCAAACUAGAGAGGGCCAACAGUCGACUCGCAGAAGCAAAUUCCAAGUUGCUCAACGAGCGCAGCAGGUCUCUUAUCACCAGCAGCAUUGCAAAUGGAAGCCUUGGAGGGCCCUCACUGGAUGUGGGCGCUUUGGCUUCACCGGCAAACUAUGGGGCCUCACUGGGGCCCCUCAACAGAAGCCUUGGUCUGGGAAUCUCCCUUCUCAGCCCUGCGACUGAGGGACAGAACAGCAGGGUGGAGGACUAUCUGGCCAAGAUGCAGAGUGAGUUGGAUAGAAACAUAUCAAAGGAAUUAAUCAAUGCCACAGCAGAGCUGGACGUCGCCUCGGCCCGUAUGUCCCCGGUAGGCUCUGCCUCGAGGGUGGAGCUGGAUCCCGUCAGCAGGGCGACGCAGCAGUACUUGGAGGUACUGAAGAAGAACAAUAUGAUCUGACCACAUAUCACAGCUGCUUUUGCUCAAACUCAAACAUUUCAUUUCAGCCAUUUAAGCACCAACUUUAAGGCCAAAGCCACAGCCCAGUCGCAUAACUACAAGAAUCCAACUUUGUACGUAUUUACUCCUCUAUUAUAAAAGAAAGCAAACAUAAUGCACAUUGCACUUAACCACUCAGGAACAGGGCAAGAGUCAUAUAUAUAUGUUGCAUUAUUGAUGGGUACAAUUAGAGAGAACCUUGAAAGUAUUUGUUCCUUCUGACUUAUUCUGUUCAAUCUGUAGCUGUUUUGUUUCUAUUAGCACAAUAUAUAUAUACAGAAUCGUGGUUUGGAUUUUUUUGUGAAUAUUGGUGUUGCUAAAUUUGAAUUUAUAAGUAUUUGACGUAUGCAUCAUUAAUCAUUUUUGCCAAGAUAUUACAUUUGGUACGUGCCAUCAGAUGGUGCAAUGUCUGUCUUGGUCUCACUUUAUUAGACUCGUUGGCAUAUUGUGUUAAUGUUUAUUUUAUUUAUUCAUUUUUUUUAAUGAACUUGAUAUACUUGAAUAAGACGUGCUAGAAUAAUCUCUGGCUAUUGAAACAGGGUGACUGACUGCAUUUGUACAACUGUCAUUUUAGCUUUUGCUUGGCUUGUUUUUAAGGCCACCAAAAGUGAAAUACACUCAUUUUCAUUCAUAAAUACUGUAACAAAACACAUAAGAAAACCUUUAUGAUGCAUGUACAUUACAGAAGACUCUAAAGUUGUAAAAUAAAACUGUAGAAAACCCUGAA